Messenger RNA from Lachancea meyersii CBS 8951, 1884 nucleotides. The record is from the annotation of a GenBank genome assembly. NCBI's taxonomy places the organism in Eukaryota, Fungi, Ascomycota, Saccharomycetes, Saccharomycetales, Saccharomycetaceae.
AUGUCGAGAUAUAAAUGGAGAGACCUUCUCGACAUAAACUCAAAGACUAAGGCUUACUGUUCGCCCCUGUCGUGCAUCGCACACAUCGACAUCAACGCAUUUUUCGCCCAAGUGGAGCAAAUAAGGCGUAAUUUUAGCGUUGAUGAUCCAGUUGUAUGCGUACAAUGGAACUCCAUUAUUGCCGUAUCAUAUGCAGCUCGUAAAUAUGGCAUCACCAGAAUGGAUUCCGUCUUUGACGCUUUCAAAAAGUGUCAAAACCUCGUUCCCGUGCACACUGCCGUGUUUCGCAAGGGAGAGGACUUUUGGCAGUACCGCGACGAUUGUGGGUCGUGGUACACCGAAGAGGAGAAGAUGCUUACCCCCGAGAAAAAUAAAGUGUCCCUUGAUCCGUACCGCAGGGAGAGCCGUAAAGUGAUCAAGAUAUUCCACGAAUGGUGCGACCUGGUGGAAAAGGGGAGCGUAGACGAGGUGUACAUGGAUUUGGGACGCAUUGUGUUUUCUGAUUUACUUUUCAGUGAUGAGUUUGACGACUUCGUUUCCAUUCGCGAUCAGUUCAAAAAUGGUCAGUAUGAUCUAGAUGAUUAUUUACCACCUCUACCGCGAAAUUUGACCAUCUCAUUCAAAGACGGGGAAGACUACAAUCCUGAUAAAAAUCCGGUCUUUCAGGACUGGGAUGAUAUUCUUUUCUGCUUGGGUGCGAUGACUACAGACAAAAUCCGCCAAAAGAUAAAAGACGUUCUAGGUUACACAACUUCUUGCGGCGUGGCACGUACCAAAACAACAGCGAAAUUGGGAUCAAACUUCAAAAAACCUGACGCUCAGACCGUUAUCAGGAACAGUAACGUUGCUGAUUACCUUGAUAACGAAAGCUUCGAGCUUACGUCAUUCUGGAGUAUGGGUGGUAUAAUCGGCAAGGAACUUUCGCUUCUACUAGAGCUCCCGAGUGAAAAACCUUUGCGGCACAUAAGGGAGUCAUGGCCUGUUUCUAGUGAUGACUUGACAGCCUUCAUCAAAGAAAAGACACAACAGAAAACCACUGAUAACGAGAGAUUUUAUAGUCUCCCCGCUGAAAGUCUUCAACAGCUAAGCGACAAAGUCUUUCAACUGGCUCGUGGAGACUACAGAACGACUCUCAACCCGCGACCGAUGAUCCGGUCGAUGAUGUCUAACAAAAAUUUACGCGGAGAUUCUUGUCGACACUACCAAGACUGUCUGGCGUGGCUAGAGGUAUUUAGCGGAGAAUUAAUCGGAAGAAUUAAGGAACUAGAGCAGGAAUACGAACGGAUUUUUGUGCCCAAAACACUCACAAUUUCAACAAGAACACCUGGAUUUCAAAGACACAGCAGAAGUUCAGGUAUAGCUACUGGGGGUAGGAUCAAGGCCAAAGAUUUAAUGGAGUUGGGUACAAAAUUGGUAAAAGAGUUGGAUGCCAAAUACGGUUCCACUAAAGACUACUACCCUCUAACCAAUAUCAACAUGGUUAUAUCUAAUUUCGAGAUAUUGGAAUCAGGAAGAACGAUAAUCGAUAUGUUUGGAAAACAAGCGCAAGUGGUCCGUAAGAGUGGUGACGACUUCCUCGAGGUAACGGACGAACGUCUCCAACCUGAUGAAAGUGGUACCAAGAGAGUAUUACGGUGCGAGCCGUGUAAACUAGACUUUGAUGAAGAGACUGCUUUCAAGGAGCACAGUGACUUUCACUACGCUAUGAAACUAUCCGAGAGUCUGAAUGGGGUGAACGAAGAUUCCAAGAAUCUUUCCUACGGCGAACGAAAGCUGCUGUUCUCAGGGUUGAAACGGAAUAACUCUGGACCGAAGCAAAGUGACAACAAGAAACGUCAAAUCACCGGAAGAAAUGGCGACAUCUAUAAGUAUUUCAACAAAUAG